This is a messenger RNA of Thamnophis elegans (Western terrestrial garter snake), 6536 nucleotides long. It is a transcript of the gene ZDHHC15, whose product is annotated as zinc finger DHHC-type palmitoyltransferase 15. Gene Ontology annotation, biological process: peptidyl-L-cysteine S-palmitoylation; synaptic vesicle maturation; protein targeting to membrane. Gene Ontology annotation, molecular function: protein-cysteine S-palmitoyltransferase activity. NCBI's taxonomy places the organism in Eukaryota, Metazoa, Chordata, Lepidosauria, Squamata, Natricidae. The transcript is spliced from 12 exons. Gene Ontology annotation, cellular component: endoplasmic reticulum; Golgi apparatus. The record is from RefSeq and is a predicted model, not a curated record. Bases 64 to 1065 code for a protein of 333 amino acids.
CAGGCCCGCUCAGCCGAGCGCCGAUGCCGCCGGGCCCGGCCCGCAAGGGGGGCCGCGGCGGGGAUGGCGCUGUCCAGGGGGCUGCGGUGCUGCCAGCAGGUCUUCGGCUGGGUGCCCGUCCUCAUCAUCGCGCUGGUGGUGCUCUGGUCCUACUACGCCUAUGUCGUCGAGCUCUGCCUGGUGACUCUGACAAACUCUGUAGAAAAAGUGGCCUAUCUCACAGUAUUCCAUAUCAUCUUUAUAUUCUUCAUAUGGACGUAUUGGAAGUCUAUAUUUACUCCUCCACUGCAACCGGACAAAAAGUUCCACAUGUCGUAUGCCGACAAGGAACGCUAUGAGGAUGAAGAAAGGCCCGAGGGCCAGAGGCAGAUCCUCGCAGAGAUGGCCCGGAAGUUGCCAGUUUGUACAAGGACAGGGAAUGGCGCCAUUCGAUUCUGUGACAGAUGUCAGCUUAUCAAACCUGACCGAUGUCACCAUUGCUCAGUUUGCGCUGUGUGCGUGUUAAAAAUGGACCAUCACUGCCCAUGGGUGAACAACUGCAUCGGCUUUUCUAACUACAAGUUCUUCCUACUGUUUUUAGCCUAUUCUCUGUUGUACUGCAUAUUUAUUGCAACAACAGUCUUCAAAUAUUUCAUCAAAUUCUGGACAAUGGAGCCGACCAGUGGUCAUUCCAGGUUCCACGUCCUCUUUCUUCUUUUUGUGGCAGUCAUGUUUUGGGUCAGCCUGUUGUUCCUCUUUGGCUACCACUGCUGGCUCGUCAGUCAGAACAGAUCGACUCUAGAGGCUUUCUCAGCUCCCGUGUUUUCCGGCGGCCCUGAUAAAAAUGGCUUCAACCUCGGCUUUCUCAGAAACCUUCAGCAGGUGUUUGGGGAAGAGAAGAGACUCUGGUUAUUCCCGGUGAAGUCCAGCCAGGGGGACGGACACUCUUUCCCCAUCCGAGCCCAGAGCGAAGCCCGGAACCCCCUGCUGGCAAACGAGGAGCAAUGGGAGGAAGACGGGAUGGAAGAUGGCAGCCAACACAAUUACCAGCAAGGGACUUCCCUUUCCAUUGAAAUGGAGACAUAGCAGCUUUGAAGAGCUGAGGUUGUGCAACUCAUGAGCUCUGCUUCCUCUGGUGAUGGAGACUUCGGGGGCAUAAAAAGAAGAAAAAAAAGCGCUUGGAUCAGAAAACGAAAAGCAACAUUGGAGGCUAAUUCUCGUUUUCCGAAAGGCUUCUUGAGCAGACUGUCCUUGGUGACACUUCCAAGGUUUGCUACACAUUACGGAUUUUUUUUUAAACAUGGCAUCUGAAGUGAUUCAUGACCUUCUCUUUUUGUAUGCCUUCCCCAGAAGAAGGGAAAACUGCUUAGUGCAAAAGCAUUUCCAAGUGCCUUAAGGGGCAUUUUGCUAGCAGCCUGGACUUCGUGUUGUCUCGUUUUGCCAAAUAGGAAGAAGAGCUGUGUAAAAGGGUUUAGACGGACGGUUAAGCAGACGACUGAAAGCAGGAAUCAUGGCUGCCAAACCAAGUGUUGCUGCUAGAGAACGAGGUGAAUACUCACUGCUUCUGUGGCCCUAGCAAACCUCCAACACCCUUGGGCCCUAAAUGUCCUCAUCAUUAACUCUGAUUUUGCUAGAAAAAAAUCCGGCUCUUUUGAGUUCGCCUUUUUGAUGUAAGCACAAUCCUCGUUGUAGGUGCCUACAAUUGUCUGAAAUUCAUUCCGAACAGCUUCCGCUCUGGAACUAGUUUCUGCUAUGAAAAAUAAUCAUUUUAAAUUGAAUUGCACAACAGUGACCCUGUAUCAGACUGUCCAUGGAGGCUCAUGUGGCUAUGGGCAUCUUUAGACAGAGCCUGCCAGGGAAGGAAAGCCCGGCCCCUGGUUUUGCACGAAGGGGAGCCUUGCUUGGAGCCAGGCCAGCCUCACUUCAUGGACUUUUAAACCCUUUGCAUAAUCUGAUCAGGAAUAAGAUUGGUGUCUCUCUGUCAUUCCUUUGUUUUCAAAUACUAAAAGAAAAUCAUGGAUAGAGAAGUCCAAAAGGCUGGCCUUCCCCCUGCCCCUUUAACUUGAGUGCUGGGUGACUUGAUCUCAAAUGUUGGUGUUGCAAGAAGAGGUUUUGAUCCAAGUGGAAUUCCCACCCUCCAAAAGAUUUUUUUUUCAUGCUUUUCAGUGACUAUACAGAAAUAGGUUCUUAUCUUCCCUCUUUAGAACUUUGGAGAAGAAAACAGCCGAGCACCAUAAUGGGAGGUCAUUGGAAGGAGGUUGUAGACGUCAACCCUUUUGCACAAUCAACAGGAUGGGGGGAUGGGCUGAUGGUGCAGCUUCAGGGGCUGGAGCUAAACUAACUUCCCCCAGUGCCAAGAUCGCAUCACCAAACCAGGCAACUGCAUCUCUCUGCUUAUGCUCUGUUUGGCCUCCCCACCCACACCCUGCAGCCACACAAGCAGAUGAAAGAGAAAGCAAUAGUUGAGCUCUCUCAAUAUAAGCCCAUUCCAGUACUGCCUGGCAUAGUACCCCCAUCCCACAGGGGCCAUAGUUUUUUUUAAGAAGGCUUUUUAAAAAUCCUGGAGUUGGAAAAGGCAGUCCACCAUGUUUAUAGUGGCUAAGAUGCCCUCAAAGUUUUGGCCAGGACCUCUGUGGCUUUGUUAGUGGUGCAUCUUUGGGGUUUUUGGACAUGCUCGUGCUAAGAAGUAACCCAAUUUCAUAGCUGGCUGGGCCUCCUUUGUGCAGCUGUACCCUUUGUUGAUUCUCUAGGUUAGACCUUCCAAGAUUCGCCCUCCAGAAUUGUCUAGGCUAUUAAAAAAACCCUUAAUGCGUUAAUUUUUCUCAGUGUAGAAAGGUGCCAGUCAGAGAAACUGAAGCAGACACAAAUCUUAGGGCAAAUAUUGAAGCUUUACUAAUUUCAAUAGAAGUAGUUUAAACAUUUUUUUUCUGCUGAUUAUAUUAGUCCUUUGAAUGCUAUAUAUUUUAAGCAAAAUAGACAUUUGCGUGGGUCCACGUUUAACGCUGAUAGUUUAACUUCAUAACGGUGCUGUCAAUCAAUUGCAAUGUGUUUCCCUUUCUUAAAGGACUCUUUUCUUCUUCACAUCGAUCAGAGCAAUUAAACGCUAACAUUUAAUUAACAAAUUAACAAAUGCAUCUCCACUCUCACAUGUCAAAAAUAUAAUCUACUAAAACACUAGAACAUGUAUUUGGGGGGGAAUUAGUUUUAAUGGUGUGUCUCCAACCUCAUGGAACUACGUGAGAAAAGCAUCUCAGCUGCUUCUAAACACUCCCAGGUCCACUCAGAAGAGGUGAAAAGCUUGUCUGGCUUUGUUCAUCUCUUACUAAAAGUGGGGUCCAGAAUUUGGGAAUCUAGCAAGCUGGGUAAAGUGUGCCUUGGAAAAUCUCCAAAACCAGGUCUGAUCAGCAGGAGUCUUUUGGGGUCUUGAAGGAAUGGCCUGGUCAACGGCCCUCCCAAUUUCAGGCACUUCUUCAUGCCCCGAAUUUCCAGCUGUUUUUAGACAUUCUUGAAUUAGGGACACCAACGGCAGAGGGAAAACCCUGGCACUUCUGGGCCUUGGCAUUAGUCCCAAAUAAACAAUUGACUAGCAGCAGCUAUAGUUGUAGCCCAGUGUUGCUCAACCUUGCUGAUUUUUUUAGGUGGGUGGAUUUCAACUCCCAGAAGUUCCCUACUGAGUGUGCUGGCUAGGGUAUUCUGGAAAUGGAAGCCCACAAAUCUUAAAAGUCAGCAAGGUUGAGAAACACCAUUAUAAGCCUUUAUCAAGGCAAGGAACAGCUCAAGCACUCGUCUACUUAACAGCUGUGUCAAAAAACAGCCGCCAGGGAAGGUGGGUUCUUUAGCCACCUUGAACUUAAAUCAUUCCUGAUGAUUUCCAAAGCUUCCCUAACCUCAGCAGCCUAAUUUAAGGAUAAAAAUCUACUUGGUGUCCUUAAGGCUAAAUCAUUGGGAGUAAAACAAAAAAACAACCCUUUCUCCAGCUAUUAUAACUCACCCAAUCUGUUCUAUGCAGGGAAGCCCUGCAGGAAAAACUCCAGUAGCCCUGCAGACUUCUCCUAGCAGCCUCUCCCAGAGUCCACUCCAGCUGUGAGGCCUCUUCUCUGCCAGCUUCCUUGGGAGCGGGGCAGCUGUUGAGCUUGAAAAGGCACAAGUGGAAUACAUGCGAAUUAUAUUUCUCCUGUGUGCUGCUUGGGGAAUCCAAGCAUGGGUUAACUUUGUCCUUUAGCCUAGAGACUGAGCUAUGCAAAUGUUGACCAUGCCUCCUCUGACUGGAUGGGUCAGUUUUUUAACUCAGUCCAGCCGAAAGAGACGUAUUUCCAUUUUCUCUACACUAAUCGACAAAAUUUACUCUAAUUUACUGGAUUCUGAGAUCGUAGAGGCAGUUUCUUUGAUUAUUGCAUGACGGAAGACAAAGGCGACAGUUCGCUGUCAGCCAAAACCUUCGGCGUUGGCCAUUCGCCUGAGAUCGACGGCUAUGAGACUUACAGGAGCUUUCGAGUCCUUGUACUGCAGCUGCUUAUUUUGAGCGUGGGAUUGGUUUGCCGCUUCCCCUUUAUUGCUGAUCGCGCACGCACCCUGAGUCGUUUUGCUGCCCCGCACCGUCUUGCAUCGGGAACGGCCGACGUUGCGGCUUUAGCGACGCGGUUUUAUCACCGCUAUUUUGACGAGCGCGGUUUUGUCGUGCCAUGAGCUUCCCCAGCUUUAAUUCCAUCAGAGAUUUCUGAAGGCUUGAAGGCAGAGGACCGCAAGGCUGAGUCAGUCAUUCGUAAGACCCAUCAUGCUGCAGCCUUACGUGCUGCUACUGCAGCAUCCUUCUUUAAUAGGACCUCCUUGGUCUGGCUCAGGCAGUUGCAGAGUAGGCUUGCCCCUGAGGAAAUGCACCUUCACCAGGAUAUUACCAAGUUGAUGGCAGCCCUGGAAUUUUCUGUGGAUGCCAUUCUUAAUGCAGCAAAAUUUGCAUCUCAGGCCGUGGUAUCCAAUGUUGCGUCCCGACGUUUGCUAUGGCUUCGCUAUUGGCAAGCUGACGUUAAAUCUAAGUGGCGCUUUGCUUCCAUGCCCUUCAAGGGUGGAGCGUUAUUCGGAUCUGUCCUGCAUCCAAUUCUCAUUGAAACCAGGGAUAAACGUAAGGUUUACUCCCUUACUCCCCAGUGGGCACACCAACAGGAGACAACAACCUUAAAAUAGGCGCCAGUCCUUUCGGGCCGGAGAUUCAGGUUUCACUACCGCCCCUUAUGUUCCCCACUAUAACAGGGCCUUCUCCCAGCCACAGGACCGCGGCCAGGAUCGCACGGGAGCCAGGGAUAGGGGCUGCCAGAAGAACCAUGCACAAUCCCAGGCCAGAAGACCAUUUCGUGGGGCUGGCAACCGGUCUUUUCGGAGGUACCAGUGACUCACAUGGGGAGGAACCCAUCGGCGGCCGUCUCCUGGUCUUCGCCCAUCAGUAGGCAGAGACCACGUCCGACACCUGGGCCCUUCAGGUUGUGAGGCUGGGCCUCACUCUAGAAUUUCUCUCCAUCCCCCCAAGACGAUUCAUCAAGUGUCCUGUACGCAGGUGCCCGGUGAAAAGGCGUCUCAUGGACACCUAAAUACAACACCUUAUCGCCAUCAAUGCCAUAGAGCAGGUGCCCAAGGGUCAGGAGGGGCUAGGUUUUUACUCCAUCUUAUUCCUAGUGACCAAGGGCUCGGGGGAAUGGCGGACCAUCCUAGAUUUGAAAAGGCUCAAUCUGUACAUCAAGUAUCAAAAGUUCAAGAUGCAAUCCCUCAAAAGCAUCUUGGCAUCCAUCUGCCAGGGCAACAUGAUGACAUCAGUCGACAUCAAGGAGGCGUACCUCCACGUGCCCAUCCAUCCGGCACAUCGGAGGUUUCUAUGCUUUCAUUUCGCUGGCCGGCACUUUCAAUACCGGGCCUUACCCUUCGGCCUGUCAUCGGCCCCUCGAACAUUUACCAAGCUCCUGGCUGUGGUAGUGGCGUCGCUUCGCUUGGUUCCAAUACGAGUGAAUUGUUACCUAGACGACAUCUUGGUUUUAUCUCCAUCCCGGAACCAGGCUCUACGGAUCUACAGGUAACAAUGGACUCACUAAAGAGACACAGGUUUGUCCUGAACCUUCCCAAGAGUCAUCUACAGCCUACCGCGUCGUUGCUCCACCUGGGGACCAUCAUCAACUCCGUUACAUGUGAAGUGUCCCUAUCUUUGGAGAGGCAACAGAGCAUCCAGCACCUGGCGAAUCAGGUACUAUCUCAGAGACUCUUACCACUGGCAAUGCUUUCCCAACUACUUGGGAAAAUGAUUUCCUGUAUAAACAUUGUUCCCUGGGCCAGGUUCCAUGCACGACCACUUCCAUGGUUCCUGCUCCCCUUCCAGAGGGCACAUACCAGCCAUUCCCAGAUCAAAGUUUGGCUCCCGCCCAAGCCUUUCAGGUCCCUCCGGUGGUGGACAUCCUCCAAACUUCUCAAGGGGUGUCCAUUCAAGGAACUGGACUGCAUCCAAGUUACAACGGAUGCCAGUCUAUUCGGAUGGGGGGCCCAUGCCCUGGACCGAGUCGCACAGGGCCGAUGGUUGA